UUCCCUUUAAUUUGUAUGUGAUUCAAUAUAUUGUGCAUGGGGCACAAGUCGUAAAGGAAGCAGUUUAGGACCCAAAUGCUUUUAAGCAUUAAAAUAAAUUGUGGGUAAAAAAACACGUCAAAAUUAAAAAAAAAAACAAUUCAUAAAAGAGGUUUAGUGGGUCCUAAAAAAAAACCCAGUGAUAGUUCUGCCUGUCCAAUAAUGAUUGUGUGUGUGGACAGUGGUAUAAUAUGAUAAAUGACAACAAAUAAUCUUUCAUCAGAAAUAGGACGUAUAAGCCUGAAAGCAAAUAAAGGGAAUCCUCUGUGUAUAUAAGGAGCACACGCUGGCUGUGUAAGGGCAAGCAACAAAGUGCUUACAGACAGGGAAUACUUCCGAUAUUACACAAUCACCCAGCAGCUGUGGUCUUAAAUAACAAUGAGAGUUCUUGGAAUAUUCCCAUUACAUCGGACUGGGAAUUCCCCAUUGGCCCUGUACAUAGACCCCGCCUCCUUCCUUGUGAAGCAGCAUGAGCACAAGUCACUUGCAGUUAGUGCAGUUACAGUAGACAUGAAGCACUUUCCAGCCGGGGAUUUAGAGGGGCUGCAGCAGGUCGGGAAAGGGGGAUUCGGAACGGUCUAUAAAGGAUGGAGUCGGAGUUUGAAUAUGGAAGUCGCCCUGAAAACUUUUCAAGGAGCACAAAGUUUCAGCAUUAAUAAGCUAAUGAAAAACAUACUGAAGGAAAGAGAAGUGAUGGAGAAAGCUAGCAAUCCAUUCGUCAUUCUUCUUCUCGGUAUGUAUGAGAGACAGGAAGGGCAAGCUAUUGAACAUGGCCUCGUCAUGGAAUACAUGCCCAAUGGAAGUCUUCGCUCUUUGUUUGACAUUACGGAUGUGCCGUGGGCUCUGAGGUUUCAGAUGCUCCACCAAGUGGCCUUGGGAAUGAAUUACCUUCACACGCUUCAUCCUCCCAUUAUUCACAGGGACUUAAAGCCAAGCAAUGUUCUUCUCAAUAAGCACUUUGAUGCUAAGAUCACAGACUUUGGAUUAUCCAAAAUCGUUGGUGCAACAACUUCGGCAGUGCCCUCUUUUGCUGGAACUCCAUCUUACAUGGCUCCAGAAGCUCUCGUUGACCUUAAUUACAAACCCACCAUGGCGUUUGAUGUGUACAGCUUUGGCAUCUUGAUUUGGACAGUCCUCUCUGGUGAAGAGCCCUUCCCUAAUGCAUUUCUAGAAUUGAUUCAGUUUGGAGUACCAAAGGGGCAGAGGCCUAGUCUGGAAGUGCUGGAUCCCCUGAAUCACAUUAAAAUGGUGCCAGAAGCCAAAGAAUUAAUGAUAAAGUGCUGGAGUGGAAAUCCUGAUGCCAGGCCCAGAUUCCUUGAAUGCAGCCAUUCGACAAGGCUCACAUUUGAGAAGUACAGCAAUGAGAUACAGGAUGCCAUUCGGACAAUGCAAGAUCUCAAACAUCAUUCCCAGGAUCAGAUAUUAGAAGACCCAGGAUAUGACAGCACCUCUCAAGAUGCUAAUCAAGUUAUAGCAGCAAUUAAUGAAGACUCCGAAGAUAUGAAAAAAGCUGAGAAAUCAGAAGAUGCAGACAAUGAAAGCUCUUCUAAAAAGAGAAUUGUAAAGAAAGCAGCAAUUAAAAAAGACUCCGAAGAUAUGAAAAAAGCUGAGAGAUCAGAAGAUGCAGACAAUGAAAGCUCUUCUAAAAAGAGAACUGUAAAGAAAGCAGCAAUUAAAAAAGACUCCGAAGAUAUGAAAAAAGCUGAGAAAUCAGAAGACGCAGACAAUGAAAGCUCUUCUAAAAAGAGAACUGUAAAGAAAGCAGCAAUUAAAAAAGACUCCGAAGAUAUGAAAAAAGCUGAGAAAUCAGAAGACGCAGACAAUGAAAGCUCUUCUAAAAAGAGAACUGUAAAGAAAGCAGCAAUUAAAAAAGACUCCGAAGAUAUGAAAAAAGCUGAGAGAUCAGAAGACGCAGACAAUGAAAGCUCUUCUAAAAAGAGAAUUGUAAAGAAAGCAGCAAUUAAAAAAGACUCCGAAGAUAUGAAAAAAGCUGAGAGAUCAGAAGAUGCAGACAAUGAAAGCUCUUCUAAAAAGAGAAUUGUAAAGAAAGCAGCAAUUAAAAAAGACUCCGAAGAUAUGAAAAAAGCUGAGAGAUCAGAAGAUGCAGGAUAUGACAGCUUUUCUAAAAAGAGAACUGUAAAGAGAGUUGUAGCUGCAAUUGAUAAAGAAGAAAAGAAAAAAAAUGUGCAGCCACAGGCAGUUGCAGCAUUCAAUAAAACUACAAAUCCUAUUAAGGAUAAGAAUAAACCGUCAGACAAAGGAGGGGCAAUUAGCAAUGCUAUAGAAGCCAUAAAGGAAUCUCGGGAUUAUGACCGUAUCAAACAUUGUGCCGAAGACAUUGGCAAGACUGUGGAAAAAGGUGGACAAGAAAUUGGAAAAGUUUACAAGGACUAUAGUGGUGAAAUAAGCCGAAAUAAAAUUUCAGGGCUUUGGGAAUCUAUAAAGAAAUUAUUUUAAUAAUUCUUCACCUUACCAAAAAGAUACACUUGCAGGACAUGUUGCUGUCUACAAAUUCAACAAACUGGCUGGAUCUAGCCACCAAUCCACAUUGCAUGUUCCCACAAUGAGACUCUACAUAUCCUCUAUGCACUGCUUAUCUGGAAUAUCCAGGCACUAAAAUAAUGUGCUUGUAUAACAUACCACAAUUUAAUGAUGAUGAUGAUGGUAAGACUUCAAUGGAAUCUGCUGGACCUUGAAUUGUUCUCACACCUUCAGUAUGAAACAAAGGUUUUCAGAGGACACAGUUUUAGUUACAAUAGAUUAUUGUAUAACAGAUUCCAAAAUAUAUUACACCCUCUCCGAAUACAGCACAGUGCCCCCUGGAUAUGUUUACAGUUACCAUAGAAAAUUAAGCAGCAAACUUAUUUUGUAAAUUCUUUAUUUAUAGAUAGUUUUGUAUUGGAGGCCAAG
Molecule: messenger RNA, 2949 nt
Organism: Xenopus laevis (African clawed frog)
Lineage: Eukaryota; Metazoa; Chordata; Amphibia; Anura; Pipidae
Gene: ripk3l.L
Product: receptor interacting serine/threonine kinase 3-like, gene 1 L homeolog
Exons: 24
Coding region: 418-2496 (692 amino acids)
Source: RefSeq, a predicted model, not a curated record